Serendipita indica DSM 11827 is the source of this 1317-nucleotide messenger RNA. Lineage: Eukaryota; Fungi; Basidiomycota; Agaricomycetes; Sebacinales; Serendipitaceae. The record is from the annotation of a GenBank genome assembly.
AUGUCCGCCGCGGCACACGCAGAUGUGCUUUUUGUCAAGAUCAAGGAGAACGGAGAGAGCGACUUGGCAAAGUACUGUGAAACCCGUGGCAUUCCGCACAUCCUGUUCAACGAUUUUGCGGAAGCCUUACCUGUUGUCCGCGGCGUCGUAGAAGGGACGGAGAGUGUCCACGGCGCCCAGUUGAUUAAGGACAUCCGCAAGACAACGGGUGAGCCCAUUCAAUGUUCUCCGCCCUCGUAUCCUCGCAGCCAAGUCGUCAACAGCCACGACCAGCAGCGCCAUGGUAGCCCACCAACGAUCGUCAUGGACGGCCUCGAAUUCGACGAGGAACCUGGUUCUGGUGCUGGAUUGUGUGACUUUACGCCCGACGUUACGCCGUUUCAUUCCCGACCAGUUUCGCCGACCCUGAGCGUGCGCACGAAUGUCACCAACACGGCCGGUGUGAUCGACGACCAAGUACAAGCCACCUCUAGUCCCAGCCUCGUUGCGCACGAACUGAACGAGGUAGAGGAUGGCGAACCAGCGCCCAUGACAAACGAGGAGGGCAAAGUGUUCCGCGAUUAUGCCAAUGCGUGUGACCGUGUCAAGAUGUUCUAUGCAGAGCAACACGCGAAGCAGACGAUGGAAUACAACCUUGCCGCUCGUGAACAUUUCCACACCCGCGAGAAGCUCAAGAUGAGCGUCUGGGAGGCCAUGGAAAUGCUGGACACGCUCGUUGAUGACAGUGAUCCUGACACGUCGCUGUCGCAAAUUGAGCAUCUCCUCCAAACGGCAGAAGCCAUCCGACGUGACGGCAAGCCUGACUGGAUGCAACUCGUGGGCCUUGUGCACGACCUCGGCAAACUCCUCUUCUUCCUAGGCGCCAAAGGUCAAUGGGACGUCGUCGGUGACACGUUCCCAGUCGGCUGUGCCUUUUCUCAGUCAAACAUCUACGCCGAGACAUUCGCGGCCAACCCCGACUCGAAGCAUCCACUCUACUCCACGAAGUGCGGCGUCUACGAGCCAGGAUGCGGACUGGAAAACCUCAUCAUGUCCUGGGGACACGACGAGUACAUGUACCUGGUCGCCAAGAAGUAUAGUCGGCUGCCGCGUGAGGGUUUGGCCAUGAUUCGCUUCCAUUCAUUUUACCCGUGGCAUCGCGAGAAUGGAUAUAUGCACUUGAUGAAGCCCGAGGAUGAUGAGCUGCUUGCCGCGGUUCGCGACUUCAAUCCAUAUGAUUUGUACUCCAAGGCAGACGAGCCUAUUCGCGUCGAGAAUGUCAAGAAGUACUAUCAGGGGCUGAUCAGCAAGUACUUCGAUGAUGUCGUUGAGUGGUAG